AGAUUGAAGCCACCCAUCCUUGAAAAUUUAAUUGAACACAAUAAAAUAUAAAUUGAAAAAAUAUUAUUAAAGAUGAAAACUCGAGAAUGUUUCGUGUUGAAUUAUCAACAACAGAUGUGUGAGUGAAUAAGAGUGUUUUUUUUUUUUUUUUUUUUUUCAUUCAUAUGAGUGAUUAACGUAGUUUAAAAAAAUUGUGCAUGUUCAAAGUUUCAAUCUUCAGUAUGAAACUUGUCGAGUGACAUUUUCCUACCAUUAUCAUUAAUUAUUUACAAGGCUAUUGAUAGACUGUUAUAAAAACAUUGACUGCGGAAUUGAUAACUUAGUUGUUGCAGUUCUUUGCAUUGAGUCAGUCGUCAUUGCAUUUGUAUAUAUUAUAUUUAUUUACAAGUAUAUUAUCAUUCAAGUUAAUUAACCCAAUUCUUUUGACUCUUAUUUAUAAAUAAGGAAAAAAUUAACAUGGAUCAAGUAUUACCAACAUGGCUUGAUAAUAAAUUGAUAGAAAAAAUUCUAAGAAAUUUCGAAAAUGACGAUUCGAUUUGUGUUGUUGAUAUAAAUUCAAAACUAGCCAGUGGUAAAGGUGAUAAUUUUACCAGUGAAGUACUUCGGUUAGUUGUUAGUUAUACCGUAAAUGAAAAAUCAAAAAAAUUAGUUAAAAAAAAAUCAUUGAUUGUCAAGGUUGCUAAUCUCACUGCUGGCAUGAACAAAGAAAUAAUUGAAGAAAUGGCUGCUGUUAAUACAGAAAUAAUAAUGAUGACAACAACAUUACAAGAAAUGGAAAAAAUUCUUGAUGAUGAUACUAAACUUGGUGGUAAAUGUUUGUAUGGACAAGAUAAUCCACCAGCUAUUAUUAUUGAAGAUUUAACAGAAUUAGGUUUUCGUUUAGCUGAUAGACAAGCUGGCCUUGAUCUUCAGCAUAGUUUACUUGCUAUUAAAAAUUUAGCAAAAUUUCAUGCAAGUUCUGUGGCAGUUGUUGAAAAGGAUCCAAGUUGUAAAAAAAAAUAUAGUAACGGAUUAUUUUUUAUUACCAAUGAAUUGAAAGAAUGGAAAAAAUUUGCUGUUAAUGCAAUGAAAUCACUUGCUCAAGUAGUUGGCUCGUGGCCUGAUCUUGGUCCAAAAUAUCAAGAUAAAUUAUUAAAAAUAUCUGAUAAUAUAUAUGAUUUGAUAGCCGAAAAAACUAUAGUCAAUGAAAAUGAAUUUAAUGUUAUUAAUCAUGGUGAUUUUUGGAUUAACAAUAUGUUUUUUCAUUAUGAUAAUAAUAACCAAGUUGAUGGUCAUAUUUUUCUUGAUUUUCAAAUUCCUGUUUACAAAUCUCCUGCAAUUGAUUUGAAUUAUUUUUUUCAUGGAAGUUUAUCAGAAGAUGUAUUUAUCAAUCAUCGUGAUGAAAUUUUACAAGAAUAUUUAAAUGUUUUAACAAUGACAAUGAAAAAAAUUGGCUGCAAAACUUUACCACCAAGCAUGGAUGUUUUAAAAAAAUUAAUUCGCAAAUAUGAAAUAUAUAGUAUAUUUGCUGGUUGUAUUUGUCUUCCAAUAAUAACAGCUGAUAAAAAAGAUGCUAAAAAUAUGGAAGAAUUAACAGAUAAAGAUGGACUCGUUGAUACUGUUUCUAAUCCAUUAUUUUUAAAACGAAUAACUAAACGACUUCAAGUGUGGGAUCAAAUGGGGUUAUUGGAUGUUUAAAUUUUUUUUUUAUUUUUAUUUUUUAUCUGUUAAUUUGUUAAGUUUUUAUUAUAGUAGUUGUUACUUGUUUGGCCAAUUUGGCAUUUAAACAAACAUACUCGUAUGUAAAAAAAAAAAUAAAUAAUUUAUUAUUAUAGCAAUAUAACAAUUUUAUAAUUUUCGUAAGAUGUUUAUUUUUAUUUAUAUAUACAAGUGAUGAAGGCAGUUUACCUAAAUAUGGUUGUUAAUGUCACUUGAUUUAAAAAUCACAUAUAUGUUUAAAAACUUGUCAUGCAACAUUACGAUAAUUAUUAUUAACUUUCAAGGAAUAUUAUAAAAACGAUAGCCUAAAGAAUUAUUUAGUUAGUUCUAACGGGUCUUUGUGAAAAGUCAGUCUUCCUUGGAAUUGUAAUAUUUAUAAAAAUUAUGAAUUAUAAAUCUAAUUAUUUAAAUUUUUAUUUAUACUAAAAA
Molecule: messenger RNA, 2127 nt
Organism: Aphidius gifuensis
Lineage: Eukaryota; Metazoa; Arthropoda; Insecta; Hymenoptera; Braconidae
Exons: 4
Coding region: 457-1677 (406 amino acids)
Source: RefSeq, a predicted model, not a curated record